GUUUUUUUCUCCGCUCUAGUCUCGAGCCACUACAACACAAAACACCACCGUCUGUUUACAGUCUCUCUAGAAGCAGCGGGCGGACAACACCAUUUUACAGGCAUUAUUUUUUUUAUUUAAUUCCUCUGUUCUUCUUCGGAGCCCGAGACUGUCUGGGAUCACAGCACAUACAACGGCAGAAAAAAAAAUAUUUUUGUUUGAAUUUUGAGAAGUCUCAACACCUGCCUUUGUUAGCAAGUUAGCCUCGCGUGUCCUUAUAGAAGCUCCUCAUCCAUUAUUCUGUUUUUUUAUUUAUUUUAUUUAAUAAUUUAUUCAGUCAGACAGCAGUUGUAGCUAAACCUGUGCUAACGGAGCAGCUCUUUGUUCGUGCCUCGGAGAAAAAACACACCAGCACCGCCAAGAAAGCAAGCCAUACAGGAUUGGAAUGACAUGAGGUUGCAGUGAUGAUGAGGAUGAUGAUGGUGAUGAAGAGGAGACAGAGCUGAGAGCUGAGUGUGUGUGGUGGUGUUGCGUUCACAUUGGGAGCGGAAAGAACCCCCUCCCCCACACACACUGCAUCCAUGUUCUCCCCCGACCAGGAAAACAUCUCCACGUCGUCAACCAAAGUGCCAGUCAAAUACGGAGAACUCAUUGUGCUCGGGUAUAAUGGCUCUCUGCCCAAUGGGGACCGCGGCAGAAGGAAGAGCAGGUUUGCACUCUUCAAAAGACCCAAAUCCACCGGUGUCAAACCCAGCACUGUACACGUAGCCUGCACCCCUCAGGCGGCCAAGGCCAUAAGUAACAAGGAUCAGCACAGUAUUUCCUACACGUUGUCCCGAGUACAGACGGUGGUGGUGGAGUACACUCAAGACAGCAAUACAGACAUGUUUCAGAUUGGCCGCUCAACUGAGAGUCCUAUAGAUUUUGUGGUGACCGACACGGUUCCCGGGAGUCAGAGUAACUCUGACACUCAGUCAGUUCAGAGCACCAUAUCUCGCUUCGCAUGCCGGAUCAUGUGUCAGCGAACGCCCCCUUACACCGCCCGCAUCUAUGCCGCCGGAUUCGACUCUUCCAAGAACAUCUUCCUAGGGGAGAAAGCAGCGAAGUGGAAGACAUCGGAUGGACAGAUGGACGGUCUGACUACUAACGGUGUGUUAGUUAUGCACCCUCGUCACGGUUUCACAGAGGACUCCAAACCCGGCGUGUGGAGAGAGAUUUCAGUGUGCGGAAACGUGUUCACCCUGAGAGAGACGCGCUCUGCUCAGCAGCGAGGGAAAAUGGUGGACAAUGAGACUCAAGAGUUGGUGGAUGGCUCUUUGAUCGAUCUCUGUGGAGCAACUCUCUUGUGGCGUACCGCUGAGGGUCUUUCCCGUACCCCCACUGUCAAACACCUGGAGGCGCUCCGGCAAGAGCUGAAUGCCGCUCGUCCCCAGUGUCCCGUGGGUUUCAACACCCUCGCCUUCCCUAGCAUGCGGAGGAAGGACAUUGUUGACGAGAAGCAGCCCUGGGUCUACCUAAACUGCGGCCACGUUCAUGGCUACCACAAUUGGGGCAACCGCGACGCAGAGCGAGACGGAAGGGAGGGCCGGGAGCGGGAAUGUCCCAUGUGUCGCGCUCGCGGGCCCUAUGUGCCGCUGUGGCUGGGCUGUGAAGCGGGAUUUUAUCUGGAUGCAGCCCCUCCCACUCAUGCGUUCAGCCCUUGCGGCCACGUGUGCUCAGAAAAAACAGCAGCAUAUUGGAGUCAAAUCCCUCUUCCUCACGGAACACACACCUUCCAUGCCGCAUGUCCUUUCUGCGCCCAGCAGCUCAGCGGUGAGCAGGGAUACAUUAGACUGAUCUUCCAGGGGCCCGUGGACUAAACACACCUGCCUAUGACCUUUUGCCCCAGUAACCCUAAUUGACAAACAUUAGUCAGGUGUUUCUUUCUGUUGUUCCUAUAAUUUGAUUUUAUAAAGAUAACAUUUUCUGCGCUCUUAGACUGUUUUUUUUCCUUCCUUUUCUGGUUUGUAAGUGACCUUUAUACUGCUUUUUCGAAUACAGAGAAAAACAAAAAUAUAUAUUUUCAAAUAAAAUGAUAAUAAAAGCAAAAAAAUAAAAAGAAAUAGACCUCUUCAGAACAGCAGAGCACAUGCACACCCACGUUUAAGCAUUCUGAUUGGGUGGCUCUGCUCGUCAUUUGAAGUGGUGGGCGUGGCCAUUACGGAUGGUGGCUUGUACAGUGUUUAUUUGCUAACUGUAAUACUCAGCAUUAGAGAGGCAAUACACCAUCCUUGUAUGUUUAUGAUGAGCUUACAGACGAGUCUAUCUGUACUCCAUUCAAUAAUUCAAAGCAUUUCACAAAACAACUACAUUUAGAUUACAGAUAACCAUUUUCCAUAUAUGUCUAACUUAAAAAAAUACUCAACGUUUUUUAUUUAUACACUAUCAAUGUUUAUCAAAGAUAAAAAUUUAUAGGUGUGUGUUUUGGGGAGUUAAGUUCUAUGUAGCUGUUUUUUGUUCUUUUAUUGUAAGUCUCUUCCACUUGUAGCCUUUGCUAGCAUUCAGAUUUUCCCUCAUUUGUUCUCAUUUAUAUAAACUACAUAUGAUUGUGUGAGUGAAAUCUUCUCUGCAAUAGCGAACCAAUGAGGUUAUGUUCAGAGAAAUGUUUUUGCUGAACUCCAGAAAGCUCCAGAGGCCUAAAAACCUUCACCUCCCUUUAAGCACAGGCCAAAACCACAUGCCCUGUUAGCGACUAUGCGCGCGUCAGCGAGUGUUUGCAAAAAUGUGUUAUGCAUAAGUGUUCGUGAGUUCCCCGUUUUCUGUCUUAGAUGAGUUUAGUCCCACCCUUGUUUGGAUAUUUUGGGGACAUUGGGAAAUAAUUUCCAUCCUUUGUGCAAAAAGCAGCACUAACUUUUUUUUUCUUUUCUUUUUUAAACGUUUAUUUGCUUUUCUAAUAUGGUCAUACUGAGAUGUAAUGUGUUUUGUACCAACAGCUACUGAGAACUUGAUUAAAGUAGAAAGGGUCAUUUGCUCCUUGUUCAGUUUAAAAUACAUAUUAAAUUUUUUAUUAUUUCUAAAAUGAAUGAUACUCCCCCCAUGUGCAAGGAACUAAAGAAUUAGUUCAUGCUUAAACUACCAUUCAAAGAUUUGGGGUUGGUAAGAUAUAAAUAAAUACUUUUUCCAAAUUGACAAUUAUAAGUAAUGUUAUUGAGCAGCAUAUUAGAAUGAUUUCUGAAGGAUCAUGUGACACUGAGGACUGGAGUAAUUGCUGCUGAAAAUCGCAGGAAUAAGUUACAUGAUAAAAUAAUAUACUAAAACAGAAAACGACAUUACAGUAUUAUUGUUUGUACUGUAUUUUUGAUCAAUAAACGCAUAAGAGACUUUAAGAAAUAUUAAAAAGUAUUAACCCCAAACAUUUUAAUGGUAAUAUUUUUUAAAAAACCCAUAUAGUAUGACUUUCUUACUCUGUGGAACACAAAAGGAGAUGCAUACAACAGCCCAAGCUUCUCUUUUCCAUUCUAUAGAAGCGGAUAGUGAUGUUUUUCAGUCAAUAAAAACUUACAUGUCAAUCUAUUCCUCAUAAAGCUGUCAUAACAGCCCUUGUUCCCCAUCCACUUUCAUUCUAUGGAAAAGAGCAGCUGUGACAUUCUUCUAAACAUCUUUUUGUUCUAUGGAAGAAAGUAAGUUAUAGAUUUCGGGGUGAUCUUUUUUCCCCUUCUAUUCUUUCAGCAGAUUUUAGGUUCCCUCAAAGAAAGAACCCUUUAUGUGUAUGUAUAUGUGUGUCUAAGUAUGCUAAUAUAUUUGAAUUUGUGUAAUGACGUUUUUGACUUUGAUUUUACGUAGUACAUGUUGUCGUAUGUACCGAGCGAAUGUUAAAUGUGCUGUACUGUGUUACGUGUAAGAAUCUGGAGAGCAUUCAUUGAGUCUGAAGGGUUGAGAAUCUCAGGACUGUGUGAAGUAGAUUCUCUGCCAGAGGAGUUCAGGCUCGGCUUCCAGAGAUUGUUCAGUUCCUGCUGUUCUGAACAGCACCCAGACACGGCAUACUGGUGCAGUUUUCACCUCAGGGAGUUUCCUCCAUCCUGACCACCAGGGCAUGUGUUCAUGAAGUAUUUCAGAUCCAGACAGCUGAUCUGGGGUCUGUUGCGUGUGGGGAGAUCUAGACCACACUCUGCUCAAAGUGCUAUGAGCGACUAUGAAGCUUGAUCCCGCCACAGACAUAUUAGCCCUUCACCUCUUUUUUUUUUUUUUUCCCCUUAAAUAUGAGGAUGCUUCAUUAGCAAAAUAAUUCUCCAUCUCCUCCUGUGUGUUUUUUCAAGUAUUAAACAAACGCACUAGAUUUGUUAGACACGUUUGACUUUUUAAUCGCUCGUUUGUCUCUGUAGAGACGGCGUGUAAAGGGCUUUUUUCCUUUUCAUUUUCUGUUUUAUUUGUUUGUGUCCUUUGACACGUCUUUUGUCACUUUGGUCUAACCGGUCUGCUUGAUCCUAGUGUGUGUGUGUGUGUGUGUGUGUGUGUGCGCAAGAGAGUGAGUGUGUUCUGAAAAAUCAGAAUGCAUAAAGCAAGUGCUGAGAAUGUUUCUGAUCUACCGUUUUGUACCAACUUUAAACAAAUAAAAUCUUAAAAAGCA
Molecule: messenger RNA, 4585 nt
Organism: Ctenopharyngodon idella (grass carp)
Lineage: Eukaryota; Metazoa; Chordata; Actinopteri; Cypriniformes; Xenocyprididae
Gene: peli1b
Product: pellino E3 ubiquitin protein ligase 1b
Exons: 8
Coding region: 561-1838 (425 amino acids)
Biological process (GO): protein K48-linked ubiquitination; regulation of Toll signaling pathway
Molecular function (GO): ubiquitin protein ligase activity; protein binding
Source: RefSeq, a predicted model, not a curated record